AUGAGUGAUGGCCUCAACGAAGAAGACCCAGUCCUGCUUCUGGAAAAGAUACAAUCGAAACAGAAAAAGGAUCAGAAGGCAGCCAAGGAAAAGCCUGUAAAAGAAGAUAGUGCACCUACUACUAAGGCCUCAGCGUCCCAAGGCCGUCAGGCCGAGAAGCAGGUUGCCGAGGAUGAACACCAAAAGGUUCAACACAAAGGUGGCCGCACGGAAAAGAAAAGUGGACGACAACAGGAGGCGACCGAAGAGGAAUUCGACAAUGCUGCGGAGCCCUCAGCACCAUCAUUUGAACAACCGGAAGAUAGAAGUCAUCCAAACCGUGGUCGUGGGGGAUUUACGAAAAGCAGGCCUCGUGCCCCAAACCAUCGGGAGUUUGACCGUCACUCUGGCUCUCUUAAAACUGGUGUCAAGCCUGUCAUAAAGAAGGAUGGGUACGGCAGCGGAAACUGGGGAACCAUUGAAGACGAACUCGAAGUGACGAUGGCACCCGAAGGUGCGCUGCCCGAGGAGCCUCUUUUCGAGGAUAAGGAAAAAACCGAGGAAUCCACGGCGAAGCCAGCUGAGCCUGUUGAAGAAGAGAAGAAGACAUUAACCCUGAAGGAGUUCAAGGAACUUCAAAAAGCUUCCAAGCCAAAGGUGGAGUUAAAGACUACUGGUGGCCGUGCAGCAAACGAUGGAAAGGAUGUCUUUUCCAAUAUGGUUGCUGUAAAUAAACCUCGGCCCGUCGAGCAGUUUAUCGACGUUUUGGCCGAGACCGAAAAACCGAAUCAAAGCCAGCUUUCUUCGAAAUGA
This is a messenger RNA of Dibothriocephalus latus, 792 nucleotides long. NCBI's taxonomy places the organism in Eukaryota, Metazoa, Platyhelminthes, Cestoda, Diphyllobothriidea, Diphyllobothriidae. The record is from the annotation of a GenBank genome assembly.